This is a messenger RNA of Australozyma saopauloensis, 501 nucleotides long. RefSeq lists its product as uncharacterized. The coding region runs from base 1 to 501 and encodes 166 amino acids. The record is from RefSeq and is a predicted model, not a curated record. The transcript has a single exon. Lineage: Eukaryota; Fungi; Ascomycota; Pichiomycetes; Serinales; Metschnikowiaceae.
AUGAACCAGGAUCAAGUUCACGCAGAAUUCCACAACUAUGACUGGGCUUCCUUCGACGAAUUCCAACAGGGUUUGAGUGAGAUCAUGGAAAGCCAUCUUGAAUCACUCAAAGAACAAGACCCCCAUGUUACCUCUAUUCCAGCAGCACAGCGUCAACAGCUCACCGAUCAAGCCAAGUCGUUUUUUUUCUGUACAAAAACAGGCCAUAUUCUCAACUUGGAUGAGUACUACUCAUGGAGACGUCGUACUGAGGCGAAGAUUCAAGAAUUGCCAGAUGAGGUUGAAGUGAAAGCCAUUGAGGGAAAUGUGGAAACCGAGAAUGGCAAUUCCGAUGAAGCUCCAUACUCUUCGAACUACCAACAGCUAGUUGAAUUGAUUGUCUCAGGCAAGCCUGUCCCUGGCAUCAAAACCAUUCCAGACACUGUGUUGGGUGAACAGAAGUCCGAAGCAACAGCUGCUACGAGGCCAAAACCAUGGGCAAAGAAAGAAACUGAAACUUAA